Molecule: messenger RNA, 300 nt
Organism: Papaver somniferum (opium poppy)
Lineage: Eukaryota; Viridiplantae; Streptophyta; Magnoliopsida; Ranunculales; Papaveraceae
Product: glycine-rich cell wall structural protein 2-like
Exons: 1
Coding region: 1-300 (99 amino acids)
Source: RefSeq, a predicted model, not a curated record
AUGGGAGGCAAAGGAGGUGGUGGGGGAGGUAAAGGAGGUGGCAGUGGUGGUAGAGGCGGCAAAGGCGGUGGUACCGCUGGUGGAGGAGGUAGUGGUACCGGUACUGGUGGAGGAGGUAAGGGAGGAGGCUCUUCGACCGCUGGAUCUGGCGCCGGGAAAUCAUCAUCUGGAUCUAGUGGUGGAAAAAGUAGUACUGGUGGAGGAAUGAUGACUGCGCCAGGAUCUGGUGGUGCAAGCCAAAUCUCAAGAGAUGCUUUUGAGAGUAAUCCUGCUGGAUAUUUCCAAAGCACUCGAAAUUGA